This is a messenger RNA of Gryllus bimaculatus (two-spotted cricket), 1026 nucleotides long. The record is from the annotation of a GenBank genome assembly. NCBI's taxonomy places the organism in Eukaryota, Metazoa, Arthropoda, Insecta, Orthoptera, Gryllidae.
AUGUCGUAUUUGGCUAUUGGUGCUAGAACUGAUUGUCACCACAUCGUUGAAAAAUUCGCACGAUUAAAUACAUUACGAUAUCACGAUUUCGCGGAGAUAUGGCGCCAACUCAAAUUCCCCUACAUUUAUUUCGGUCACCACUGUCUGGAAGAACUGAUAGAAUUUACGGAAGAAGUGUUACGUAUAGCAAAAGAAAAGUGGUUGAAGAGCGAAGCAUUAAAUGAACAAACCGGAGGACUUUAUACAUUGUAUGGACUGUAUUUAAAGCAACCUACAGAUGGUCUGGUGAAAGUGCGUAUUACCCCUAAAGACUAUGAACUGGUAGAGAAGUUUCAUGAACAAAUUAAAGUGGGUGGGCAUCAUGAUGCUAAUUAUAUAUUAGCUAGAAUGCAUAUUAUUGGAGCCUUUCGAUUUUGUAUUUCUGAAUAUCCGUAUGGCGUGGAGAAAUCCUACCGCGCCUACCAUGAGGAUGACAGGAGUUUAUGGGAAAUAAAAGAUGAACCUCUCUACAUAAAAAGGCUGCAGAAUGAUGAUAUCUUCAAUAAAUUAGAGGAUGCAUUCAAACAGUACCAUAAAUCAAAAUGUGAACUAGACUCGGAACCAUCAGAGAAUCCUCCAUCCCUUCUUUCUUAUGUUGAUUCAUUGUUUGGUCAGAAAUUAAAACAGCAGUUUAGAACAAUUACACAGGUUAAUGAUGAUGAUGAUGAUGAUGGCGAUGGUGGUCACAGUGAUAAUGAUUCUUCACGUGCUUGGAAUUCACCAGUAGCAAAUGCAUCAACUAGCGACUCAAAAAUUAAACUACCAUGGUGGAUGUUGCCAAUAACGAGACCUCAUAUGAAGAAAUUAAGUGACAGUGAAAGUGACUCAGAUUGUGAGGAUAAUUCUGAAAAUGAUAACAGCAAGCUAACCUCAUCUAAAAACAGUCGUGAAGCAUUAAAUGUUGCCUUGGGGAUGUCUGGAGAUGAAGAGGAUGACAUCAAUGAUUAUGAAAAUAGACAGACAGGAAAUAUUUAUGAAUUCACGUGA